Messenger RNA from Triticum turgidum subsp. durum (durum wheat), 300 nucleotides. NCBI's taxonomy places the organism in Eukaryota, Viridiplantae, Streptophyta, Magnoliopsida, Poales, Poaceae. The record is from the annotation of a GenBank genome assembly.
AUGCCGACAUCGCCGCCGUCGCUCCUGGACCUCCUGAGCCCCUCCCCUCCUGCUCCUGAGGCGGCGGCGUCGUCUGGACACGGCGGCGCCACGGUGGUGCAGGUGGUGCCGAUGGACGUGUCCGAGGAGCUGCUGGGCAAGUUCAUGGACGCCAGCGAGUUCGGCUUCGACUACGACACGAGCGGCCUCUGGUCCCCGCUCGUGCUGCUGCGGCCGGAGGUCCUCGCGCUCGCCUCGGCCCGCGCCAAGCGCCCACGCCCUCGCCGGGGCUGGAGAAGGAAGAUGUUUUGCUGCUGGUGA